ACCCAGACCCUGGGCAGGAUCCUGGCACUGGGACAGAUCCAGGGAUAGGCUACACCACUCUGCCCUGAUCCUGGGAUUGGCACCAGCUUCUAGCCAGUACUUGGCAAAGCUCAUAAGACCUUUCAAUGGCUACAAACACUACAUCUCCUGCAGUGUCCGCCUCACUAAGUGUCAAGUUCAUCUUUAUGCUGGCUAUCAUCCUACUGUCAGUGGCACUGGCUGUGGGGCUUCCUGGCAACAGCUUUGUGGUGUGGAGCAUCCUGAAAAGGAUGCGGAAACGUUCCGUCACUGCCCUGUUGGUACUGAACCUGGCCCUGGCUGACCUGGCCGUAUUGCUCACUGCUCCCUUUUUCCUCCAAUUCCUGGCUCAAGGCACCUGGAGGUUUGGAGUGGCUGGCUGCCGCCUGUGUCACUAUAUCUGUGGAGUUAGCAUGUAUGCCAGUGUCCUGCUGAUCACAGCCAUGAGUCUGGACCGCUCGCUGGCGGUUGCCCUCCCCUUUGUGUCUCAGAAGCUUCGCACCAAAGUGAUUGCUAGGAGGGUGCUGGCAGGUAUCUGGGUGAUGUCCUUUCUGAUGGCCACACCCGUCCUCGUGUACCGCACGGUGAUCUUGGCAUCGAACAACAGGAGCCUGGUGUGCUCUUUGAAGUACGCCAACGAGGGCCACAGGGCCUUCCAUCUGCUCUUCGAGGCCAUCACGGGCUUCCUGCUGCCCUUCCUGGCGGUGGUGGCUAGCUACUCCGAUAUUGGGCGCCGGCUGCAGGCCCGGCGUUUCCACCGCAGCCGCCGCACCGGCCGCCUGGUGGCGCUCAUCAUCCUGGCCUUCGCCGCCUUCUGGCUGCCCUACCACGUGGUGAACUUGGCCGAGGCUGGCCGCGCGCUGGCCGGCUACCCUGCUGGGUCCGGGCCCACGGGGCAGCGGCUGAGCCUGGCCCGCAACGUGCUCAUCGCCCUUGCCUUCCUGAGCAGCAGCGUGAACCCGGUGCUGUACGCGUGCGCUGGCGGCGGCUUGCUACGCUCGGCCGGUGUGGGCUUCGUCGCCAAGCUGCUAGAGGGCACAGGCUCCGAGGCGUCCAGCACCCGCCGCGGGGGCACCCUGGGCCACACCGUGAGAGUUGCGGCCGCCGCCGCCUCUCCAGAGCCGGGCCCCACCGAGGGAAGCGAACUAAGCUAGGAUUGGGAAGGACGCUUGCUUUUCUCCCAGCGCAGUGACCCCUGCGCUGGGCUGACACAAUUCUGUAGGCGCAAGAGGAGCAGGAGCGUGGGAGAGCUGGGUGAAGCUGAGGAAGAGAGAGGGAUCGGGCGUGUGAGGACAGAGUGAGAGCUGUACUCCAGCUAGCCUCCAGCUGCAGCUUUAUCAUUCAAACUGAAGUCUGAAAUCGGGUCAGCCCUGAAUGUGGAGCAAGUUUUAUGGGGUAUUUGCAGGCGCCCAGAAGGAGUUCCUCUCAGUAGGGAGAGUCACACCCUUUAGUUCCCCAUGAUUUACA
Otolemur garnettii (small-eared galago) is the source of this 1485-nucleotide messenger RNA. It is a transcript of the gene LTB4R, whose product is annotated as leukotriene B4 receptor. Gene Ontology annotation, molecular function: complement receptor activity; leukotriene receptor activity. The record is from RefSeq and is a predicted model, not a curated record. The transcript is spliced from 2 exons. Lineage: Eukaryota; Metazoa; Chordata; Mammalia; Primates; Galagidae. Gene Ontology annotation, cellular component: plasma membrane. Bases 126 to 1172 code for a protein of 348 amino acids. Gene Ontology annotation, biological process: inflammatory response; positive regulation of cytosolic calcium ion concentration; phospholipase C-activating G protein-coupled receptor signaling pathway.